AGGAGCAGUCCAGCAGGAUUCAGGGGAGAUGGGUAGGACUUCUGCCAUUAGCGUGUACUAGUAGCUGUGUUAGCUCUGUCAUUAAGUUAACCUAGUUGACUAGGCUUAUUCUAACCUGCAGCACGAACACAAACAGUAAAGAGCUGACAUUUUCUCACCGAUACAGAGGUAUAAGGCAGCAAGUGGACUAACAUUUCGCUCGGGAGAAUAUCGACCGAGAUGUGUAACGACCUGGACUUGAUAUCAGGAAUCUACCUGGCUGCUAGUCUGUUGACUGACAGCUGGCACCUGGCUGCUUAGCUAGCUGACUAGCUAGCUAGGUGAGCUGACGGGGGUUUUCGGGCUCAUAGUCCAGCUCAUAGUCUAGCUAGUACUGAUUUUGGUAUAGAGUGGAAAGCGGCUUCUCUGCAUUAUUUGACUCCGCCUGCUGUUCAAACCAUGAGUUAGCUGAACAGCAUCAGGCAGCAGUGUUCGGGAUAUUUUAAGGUCCAGCUAGUUUCUCUAGCUUUUAGCUUGAAGCCAGCUAGCAGCAUUCAUUCAGCUGCUGAAGCGUUAACGCCAGCACCUCAGCGAGUAGCAGGGACUGACUCUAUCCAACUACUGUCGUUGUCGCGACAUUAAUACAUUUUUGGACCCGGUCCUGCUUUGGGCAGUGUCAAGGGAAAAUGAAGAAAUUUUUUGAUUCCCGUCGGGAGUUUGGGGGCUCCGGGCCUGGUCCUGGAGCCGGUGGAGGAGGCGCUGGUUCCGGCGGCGGUGGCAGCUUCAUCGGACGAGUCUUCAGCAUCGGACGAUAUCAAGUAACCGUGGAGGAAACAAUCGCUGAAGGAGGUUUUGCCAUAGUCUUUUUGGUGAGGACUCAUCAAGGUGCACGAUGUGCACUAAAAAGAAUGUAUGUCAACAACGAACACGAUUUGAAGAUCUGCAAACUUGAAAUACAAAUUAUGCGGGACCUGGUGGGUAACAAAAACAUAGUCGGCUUCCUGGACUCCAGCAUAGCUGCAGUCGGAGCUGGUGAUGUGUGGGAAGUCCUGAUCUUAAUGGACUUCUGUCGAGGUGGCCAGGUGGUGAACCUGAUGAACCAGCGGCUACAGACGGGCUUCACUGAAGCUGAGGUGUUACAGAUCUUUUGUGACACGUGCGAGGCAGUCGCUCGUCUACAUCAGUGCAAGACUCCAAUCAUCCAUCGAGAUCUCAAGGUGGAAAAUAUUCUUCUUCACGACCGUGGACACUAUGUGCUCUGUGACUUUGGAAGUGCCACCAACCGCUUCCAAAAUCCUCAGACAGAAGGGGUGGCAGUUUUGGAGGAUGAAAUCAAAAAGUACACUACGCUGUCAUACCGUGCUCCAGAGAUGGUCAACCUCUAUGGGGGAAAUGUCAUCACAACAAAAGCAGACAUUUGGGCCUUGGGUUGUCUUCUCUAUAAGCUGUGCUACUUCACCCUUCCAUUCGGCGAGAGCCAAGUGGCUAUCUGUGAUGGCAGUUUCACCAUCCCAGACAACUCCCGCUACUCACAUGAAAUGCACUGUCUUAUUAGAUACAUGCUGGAACCUGAUCCUGAAAAGAGGCCAGACAUUUACCAAGUAUCCUACUUUGCCUUUAAACUGGCUCGACGAGAGUGUCCCGUCCCAAAUCUACAUAAUUCACCUAUUCCUGCAAAACUUCCUGAGCCUAUCAAAGCGAGUGAAGCAGUGGCCAAAAAGAGUCAAAACAAAGCCAGGCUCACAGACCCAGUUCCUACCACGGAAACCUCAAUUGCACCUCGACAGCGGCCCAAAGCUGGACAGGCUCAGCCCCAGCCCAUAUCAGGCAUUCUUCCCAUCCAGCCAGCACUCACCCCACGCAAGAGGCCUGGUGUGGCUACUGGGGCACCCCAGGCUAUAGGUGUCGGUAUCGGCGUUCCUCCUCCAGCUGCAGCUGCUGUCCAACCUGCUCAACAGGCUCCGUCUGCUAACAUGCAGCCGCAGGCUACAUCUCAGCAUCAGCAGCUGCUUAUGAAGCAGCAGCAGCAGCAGCAAGCCUCUGCCUUCUUAAGUCCACAGAGCACUCAGCAGCAUCACCUGGUACAGAACCUCUACCACCACCAACUUCAGCAACAACAAACAUCAUCACAAGCAUCCAGUUUGCUGCAGUAUAAACCUAAACCUGUUCCUCAAGUUGCUACCCUGCAGCAUCAACACCAACAGCAGCAGCAUUUAGUCCUUGAAACUGCAGCUGCCCAUCUCACACCCAUCCCCGAGUCCGAAAUUGUUGGUCCUGCAGCUCGUGGUCCAGAGUUUGUGACAACUGGCAGAGGGAUCCACAAAGUUGGCUCCCUGACACCACCCUCCUCGCCAAAGACGGCCACCAAGAGUGGCCACAGACGUAUCCUUAGCGAUGUCACCCACAGUGCCGUGUUUGGGGUCCCCGUUAGCAAGUCGACCCAGCUACUUCAGGCAGCCGCAGCUGAAGCCAGCCUCAACAAGUCCAAAUCAGCAAGCACUACUCCUUCUGGGUCCCCCUGCUCGUCCCAACAGAGUGUAUACCAUCCAGGUGAAGUGGACGCCUCCUCAGCACUUACCGUCCCCAACACUCAGCCCGCCUGGAAUCCUUUUGGUGACGAUAACUUCUCUAAGCUAACAGCAGAGGAGCUGCUUAACAAAGACUUUGCAAAGCUAGCUGAGACUGCUGCAGCUGGAGAGAAAGCCGCAGGAUCCAAUGAAAAUCUCAUUCCCAGCCUCAAUGCCUUUCCAGAGAAGCUGAUUGAGGGACAGAAGUCCCCUGAUACUUCUCUUCUGCUCCCUGACCUCUUAACCCUGACUGACUCCUUCAAUACUGCUGCAGAGAGCACCACAAAUGCAAUGGCAGAGGUGUGUGUGGACUCACUGAUUCCUGGUUUGGAGGCUCCCCAGCCCCAGAGACAUUUGGGCCAACCAGAGCUCAUUCCUGCCAGUGUGCCAGAUUCUCUCACUGGGGAGGAUUCUCUGCUGGGUUGUGAUCUGUUAUCUCAUACCUGUCAUGGAAACCCAUCUGUUUCUGUUCUCCCUUCUUCUUGCUCCUCUGCUCCUCCUGGCGCUGGAUCCUGCCUGGAGGAGCUGCCAGCUGGUCAGACUGCUUCUGACUCUGCUUUCCUCAUGUCGUGUGGGGAGAAGGGCAAUGACGACGAGUUUGAUCCUAUUCCAGUGCUCAUCUCCAAAAACUCAAAUCAAGGUGGUCACUCGCGCAGCAACAGUGGCAGUUCAGAGUCCAGCAUCCCCAACUUGGCUCGUUCCCUUCUGCUGGUGGAUCAGCUCAUCGACCUCUAGAGGGGGUGGGAGAGGUCGAAGGGGCAGUGUGCAAUCCUAACAAAGGGAUACGGGGAGGGUUGGGGGGGUAGAGAUGGGCACGCAGAGACACUUAAUGUAGCACCUUAUGAACCGAGAGGAGCCAGUAUUCUCUUUAUGUGCCUCCUUGGCCUCAACUCCAUCUCUAGUUGCCUGAUAGCUGGUUUCAUAUGUCUCUGCUAGCCGCUGACAUUCCCACACUGGUAAAAAUCUUUUCAUUAAUGCCUGAGCAUAUCGUCCGCUUCUGUCUUGGCUACACCAUGGUCUUCCUCAUGCUUUCCUCUUACUCGCAUUAACAUCCUUCAGAGUGCACGCCCAUGGUCGACCAUCAUUGAAUGCACAUGUUAAGCAUGGUUAUAUGUGUCAGGGGUCUGACUAAAGACUGAGGACUGUAAAAUGCUGUAGAUAAUUUGAUGCACUUUCCUAUGAGAGCUUUGAACUACUGACCAAACAAAGAUGCGACCUGGAGCUGUGCUUCUGUGCUGAUUGAACCAGUUUACUUAUAAAAGAAGAAGUGUCAGUUUUGGAUAGGUUUUAAAGAUUUCUCACACUGUUGGCAUGCCCAUAGUCAUGGAAAGUCAAAUCUGUUCAAGCAAUUAUGUGCCAUGAUUCCUUUAUAGAUCAAUUUGUCUAAACCAGCUAUUCCCAAAGUCAAGAGUACUGCGGCCCACUUAAAAACCAGAAAAUCCCAUGGGGCCCACCCAGUCUUAAAUCUUCACUCUAAUCAAAACACAAGAGAGGGUGGUGUGUUUCCUUGACAUUUCUAUUUAAAAAAAGCAUAAACACCACAGGCUGUUUGCUAUAAAUUGCUAAUGCUGCCCAGUCAUAUGCAAAGUGUCAUGGCCACUUUGUAUGUGUCCCACCUGCCACCGGGACUCACACUUCAAAACAAGAGCGGUAAAUUUAGAUCAGAGUGAUGAAAAACUUCACAAACUCACCACCUCUAAUCACCAGUGUUAAUUCACUUUUAUAUAAAUAAAUACAUUUAAAUAUGUACAUACUUGUGCAUAAUUUCAAACUGAAUUUCUGUUAUUACUGCAGGCACCUGUAGUGCCAUUGUGGCCCACAGUUUGGGAAUCACUGGUGUAAACGGACUGAGUGGCUUCACAGGCUUGAGCAUACCUGUAUACUGUCCCCUCUUUCUGGAUGUUAAGCAGCGUGUCUUAUAUUCUAAUGCUACACCUGUGAAUCUGUCAGUUGUAAUCGUUUCCUGAAACUGGUGAGGUCAGUGUUAAUACGACUGGUGAGUUCGGCUCCAUUGCCACAGCACAGCUUCCCACCAUUGUCAGCAUUAUCUACAACACCACUAAUGUCAGCUCACCCUCAUACCUGUGACCCAUCGUUGAGGUAAGCACAGGAGAAGUAAAAGGGAAUGAAGGUAUUUGACCUGUUCCGAUGCCAAAGCUGAACAAGACUCUAUAAUCAUGCUGUUUUUCCUCUGUGUUGGUCCGCUCUCAGGGUCAGUAUAAAUGAGCAGAUUUUUAGCAGAAUACCACCGUCACAGAGAGGGAAGUGCAACGUAAAUGUCAUUGUUGUUUUGUGUAGGUAUUAUGUUAAUGAAGGAACUUUACAUGAAAAUACUCUUCCUUCCUUUCCCACUGACAUCCUCUCAAUCUUCUCUGGCCAAUCCUUUGUUACCAUAUACCAUAAAGUCAGUUGUUACAGUCUUUCCAGAUGAAAGAGAAAUGUAAAUGUACAUAAAGUAACACUUUUUUUUUGCACUUGUCAGCAUUGGUAAAGGUAGAUUUUAGUGUGUAACAUUUUAUCAUGUUAUGAUUAAAAGUGACUAUUAUUGAUAGUGCUUUAGAAAGAAUGUAUGAAUUGAGGACCAUUAUAAAAUAUGUAAAAAUUGUAUAAGGAUGUAUAGAUAAAACAUAUUUGUGUAUGAGGCUUUAUUGAAGAGUGCAAAACUGUCAACUCUGUCCUUCUGUCUUCUCUCAGUUCUUGUCAAACAUUUAUCUAGUGCUCACGGUUUAGUCACCAAACAUACAUGAAACUAAGUGCUUUUGAAUCGCUUGACUGGAUAGUAUGUGUUGCUCUCCAUUGCAGUUGUUAGGUUAUACAUUAGUACUGGUACAUGUAAGUUACUGUAUAUGCCUGAAUAGAUUUUAUUUAACAGAGCUAAUGAUGGAACUGACUUCCUGAUAACACUGGGAUACCUUUCACCUCUGUCUCCUGUAGUUCAUUAAAUAAUCAUAAGAAAGGCUUGUGUGUCAGCUGUGUGAGUUGUAUUACAUUCGAUCCCAACCACUUUAAAUGUCUACAUCCCAUUUUCUUUCCAUUUAAUAAUGCUGCUCAUAUUUUUGCAAUCCGCUAUAAUGCUGCAUCCUGCAGCACUCUGCCACUGGUUGCAGACUUUUACGUGUGUUGCUUUGCUCUUUGGGUUGAAAUGCAAACAGUGUUAAUGAAGUAUCACUGAUGGAGAUCAUCAGACUCGGCGUUCCCUUAGCCAUAAAAGGCUAAUGGGGUAUUGUUGUCAUGAAUCCCGUUCAUAUCACCCAGUGUAAUGUUCAUAAAUAGAGUGGUUGUUGUGAUCAGACCAGUUUUCAGAAACCUAAAAACUUGAUUCCUCCUCACACUUUUUCGAAUUUGCCUUCCUAAAUUGUGUGUCUGUUCAUGAGGUAAUAUCUCAAGUUGACUUUACAGACUAUGAGCUGUAUUGUGAGAGAUGAGAAGCUGUUAUUCUACACACUUAAAUGAGCCGUCACACUGUGUGAUAUUUUUGUCAGCUCCAAACUGUGUCAUAUUCACACUUAAGUCAUACAGAAAGGGCGUGGACGGUUUAAAACAGACAAGUGAGGAGGCAAACCUCGCCCUAGAAGUAAAACAAAACAACAAGAGCCAAAAAAAGCUGGUCUUUUCCUUUAAUUGCUUCAACUAACCUUUCCCCCUGAGCUGCAAGUUAACAGCUGCUGUCAACACCGCUGAGGUAAGACUGAUCUGUCUUCUGUGCAAUCUGUCUGUCCCUAACUAUUUUUCACUUUUGCUGUGAAGGCUCUCUCCCCUUGUUUCCACAGAUCUCUCUCAUGCUCCCUCCUCCUCAACUCACUCAGUUUUAACCUAAAGCAAAACUGCUGCUGCUGUUUUCCUGUAACACUAGGUGUUGCUAGGUUGAGUUGAGAAUACUGCAGCUGUACUCCUGCUCAUUUGUGGAAACAAGGUUAAUGUGGUGACGUAAAACUGGUAGUGAUGUGACUGUGACUUGGUCAGAGUAGAAUUGUUGUAGUGUUAUAAUGGUUCCUCAUUGUUUAGUCAUCCUCGAAAAUCAGUGACUUAGAUUUUAGAGUCCAUUGGUUAUGCAGUAUAUGUGACGAGACCGAUCUGGUAGAUAAAUGGACAGCUGAACCACAGAUGGCAAAGUUUCUUCUCAUUUGUAUUCUAACAUUUUUGUUUACCUCCAAUUUGUUUUCCCCCUCUAUCUUUGCUUGCUUGAACAGAUCUCCAAGGGGAGAGUAAUGGCUACUCUGUGCUUGAGGAGGGACAAGAGACUGAAGCUGUAGGAGCAGAUUCUCCACAGAAUGAGGGCUGUGUGCACUCCAGCGAUGAAGACGAAGAAAAAGAAGCACACAAGGACGAGCAA
Molecule: messenger RNA, 6879 nt
Organism: Oreochromis aureus
Lineage: Eukaryota; Metazoa; Chordata; Actinopteri; Cichliformes; Cichlidae
Product: AP2-associated protein kinase 1-like
Exons: 20
Coding region: 666-3281 (871 amino acids)
Biological process (GO): protein phosphorylation
Molecular function (GO): ATP binding; protein kinase activity
Source: RefSeq, a predicted model, not a curated record